Messenger RNA from Oppiella nova, 478 nucleotides. Lineage: Eukaryota; Metazoa; Arthropoda; Arachnida; Sarcoptiformes; Oppiidae. The record is from the annotation of a GenBank genome assembly.
GUCUCCGUAUGAGUGACUCAUUGAGUCAUUUCAUGAGUGCUUACUAUUGAGCCAUACGUCGAAACAAACACUCAUUUUGAGCCAACAGUUGCUGAAAGGUUUGACUUUUGUUUCGUUGGAUUCACUGAUACGGCGACCAAACCACUCAUCCAUCGACCCAUCCAUUGGACAAUCAGUUGACAAUCCAUUUGAAAGAUAUCUUGAGCGCUGAGCCACACGUACGCCGAUCGCCAUGUCUUCAAACGCGGGACAACAGCAGCAACAGAACCCGUCGUCCAAACGCCUCCAACAAACACAGGCACAGGUGGACGAAGUGGUGGGCAUUAUGCGGACGAAUGUGGAGAAAGUGCUGGAAAGGGAUAACAAGUUGUCUGAGUUGGACGACAGGGCCGAUGCCCUACAACACGGCGCCUCACAGUUUGAACAACAGGCCGGCAAACUUAAGCGCAAGUUCUGGUGGAAAAAUCUGAAGGUAUGU